AAUAUAUAUAAAGAAAAAACAGAUUAUUCGACGUAUAUUUAACGCGCUCUGUUUUAUAUAUAUAAGAAGAGAUUUUUCUGUAUCUCACAAAUUCAUCAUCGUGAAGCGUCCGAAGGCUAUUAUUUGGACGACCAUCAGAGAAAGAGCUUAGAUCUCGUCCGGCGUUGUUUCUUCGGCUUGGAAAAAUGGGGCUUUCGUUCGGAAAGUUAUUCAGCAGGCUUUUUGCGAAGAAAGAGAUGCGUAUUCUGAUGGUUGGUCUCGAUGCUGCUGGUAAGACGACAAUCCUGUACAAGCUCAAACUUGGAGAGAUCGUUACCACUAUUCCCACCAUUGGGUUCAACGUCGAAACUGUGGAAUACAAGAACAUUAGCUUCACCGUGUGGGAUGUCGGGGGUCAGGACAAGAUCCGUCCAUUGUGGAGGCACUACUUCCAGAACACACAAGGACUUAUUUUUGUUGUGGACAGCAACGAUCGUGACCGUGUUGUUGAAGCUAGGGACGAGCUUCACAGGAUGCUGAAUGAGGAUGAAUUGAGGGAUGCAGUUCUGCUUGUUUUUGCUAACAAGCAAGAUCUUCCCAACGCAAUGAACGCUGCUGAGAUAACUGACAAGCUUGGGCUUCACUCUCUCCGCCAACGACACUGGUACAUUCAGAGCACAUGUGCCACCUCUGGUGAAGGACUCUACGAGGGACUUGACUGGCUCUCCAACAACAUCGCAAACAAGGCAUAGAAAGGAGGUAGCAGGGUUCCUCCUUGCUUGUUUGGUUUUAUAAACCAAGGAAGUGAAGUGGUCUGUUUCGCUAGUACUAAAAAAAACGAAACCCAGAUUUAUUAUCAUCAUAUUCUUCUUCUUCGUCUCUCAUCUCAAACUCAAAUCAUUUUACAUUUUGUAAUUUCCUUUGAUUACUCGUAAGCUUUUUUUCUUCUUCCUGGAGUGAGUAUAUCUCUUUUAUUUCUUCUUUUAAUCAGUUUCUUCCUCGCAUUCUGUUU
Molecule: messenger RNA, 991 nt
Organism: Eutrema salsugineum
Lineage: Eukaryota; Viridiplantae; Streptophyta; Magnoliopsida; Brassicales; Brassicaceae
Product: ADP-ribosylation factor 1
Exons: 7
Coding region: 186-731 (181 amino acids)
Biological process (GO): vesicle-mediated transport; intracellular protein transport
Cellular component (GO): cytoplasm
Molecular function (GO): GTP binding; GTPase activity
Source: RefSeq, a predicted model, not a curated record